Messenger RNA from Choloepus didactylus (southern two-toed sloth), 3336 nucleotides. It is a transcript of the gene VXN, whose product is annotated as vexin. The transcript is spliced from 6 exons. Gene Ontology annotation, biological process: neurogenesis; neuron differentiation. Bases 335 to 1108 code for a protein of 257 amino acids. The record is from RefSeq and is a predicted model, not a curated record. NCBI's taxonomy places the organism in Eukaryota, Metazoa, Chordata, Mammalia, Pilosa, Megalonychidae.
UCUCCUGGAAGAGAAAAAAAAAAUCCCUUCCUUUCUGGAAUGAGACGGGGAAUCGGAGGCACAAAGAUUCAUGCUUCCUUUUUGGUGAAACCCUCCAGCCCAGCUUGAUGCUCCCGGGGAGGCGAUUUUACUUCAUCGUCACUUCACAAAAGAAUUCCAAAUUCACUGCGGCAGACACAGCAACGUAAAAAUGUUAAGUGCAUCCGAGCACGGGAGGGGACUAAAGCCUCCACACUCAACCAAAGGUUUGCAAUAAUAGGAUUCAUAAAAGAAAGGAAAAAAAAAAAAAGACAGAUGGGAUUAGAAAAUGUUGCAGUGAAGACUCUGGAAUGAGAUGAGAUCACAGCACCAGCCUGUCUGCCUGUCUUUUGUGGACCUGCACAAUGCUCCCCGAGCCAGACUGAAUCAGGAAACCUCUCGGCUAGGGGUUCAGAGAGAGGCCCCCAGUUCCCAGGCACUUCAGAGAGAGAAGGUAGAAACGAUGCACCAGAUCUACAGCUGCAGUGACGAAAAUAUAGAAGUUUUCACCACCGUGAUUCCUUCCAAGGUGUCCAGUCCAGCCAGAAGAAGAGUCAAAAGCUCUCAACACCUCUUGACCAAGAAUGUGGUGAUCGAGUCGGACCUCUACCCUCACCGGCCCCUGGAGCUGCCCUCACAUCACGGCGACCGGCUCCACUCACUCGGCCGGGAUGGCGAGGGCCGCAGGUUUGGCCGGCUCCCGAAUGGACGGCUGCAAGGACCCCAUCUGGCCAAAACCCCUGCCAGACCUGGGGGGAUUUCCGAGCCCAAAUCAUCAAAUCUGUGCGGGAAUCGAGCAUAUGGAAAAUCUUUGAUUCCUCCAGUCCCCCGGAUUUCGGUGAAAGCCCCAGCGGUCGCGGAAGGGACAGCCACGGGCUCUGAGAAUGGGGCUGUUCAGACAAAGGGAUCCAGACAUCUCAAGAAGAUGGCGGAAGAGUAUCCAACCCUUCCCCAAGGAGCGGAAGCCUCCCUACCCCUGACAGGAAGUGCUUCCUGUGGUGUCCCCAGCAUCCUCCGGAAAAUGUGGAUGAGGCACAAGAAGAAGUCUGAAUAUGUCGGAGCCACCAACAGUGCCUUUGAGGCCGACUAGAGAUGACCUUUCCCCGGGUGCCUGGUGAUGGCCGAGGUCCACUGGACAAGCAGAGGAAACUUCAGGAUUGCGACUGGGCCACUUCCACCUUUGCUAGUAGGAGCCAGUUGCCCAGGCUUAGGGUGCAGCAAAGGAACUUCCUUUGAAGGUAAAAUAAAAUGGUUCCUGCUUAAAAUUGCUGAAGCCACUGGUCUGAAAGUGCUUUGGAAGGUCAUAAAGUUUAUAUCCCUGUGUUUAAGCAAAACCACACCAAAAUUGAACUUUCCUAACCCACUUUAAAGAACUUAAGGAAGGAAGAAGGAGAUUCCUCUGUCUUCCUCAAGUUGUUCUAAUGUAAGUGAUUUCCAGCAUAAAUGUAAGAGCUUCAUGUUUGAGGCACUGUAGACACAGAGUUCUUAUUAUUCCUGCUAUUGCAUUUAUUUCACCUCAACGAUUUUUAAUGACAACAUGUGAAUAUUUACUUAUUAGUUCUAAUAUCCACCUGAUAGUGUGGAUAUUAAACUUAUUUUGAUGAUCAUUUGGCAUGAUUGCAUGAAUUCUCUAUUUCUUUUGUGUGCAGUUCUUCUAUAGAAAAACAUGAUUGAAACUUAAAUAUUGAAUGUUAUUGUUUUCUGAAGUAGCAUAGUCUAGAGGAAAUAACAUCUCGCUUCAGCUUAACGACUAACUUUUGAAAGUGCUUUCCCAUCCAUUAUCUCUUCAUAUCUUCCCCAAGUCCCUGUUGAAGCAAGCACAAUUAUUUCCAAUCUGCAUAUAGGGAAACUAAGGCACCAGGAGGUCAUGUGACUAGACACCAGGUCCUCUAGUUCAUCUCCAGCAGACUCCUUGCUUUUCUUAUUCUAGCAACUGAUUUGAGGAGGGUUUUGCAAACUGACAGGUGGGACCAUGGCUCUGGGGUCAACCUGCCUUUGAAGGGAAGAAUGUGAUAAACGUAGAGCACAUAAACGACUUGAAUGAAAUACAUCAUGUAUUAAUUUGAACCAGAAGAAAUUGUCAUUUUUGUAGGUGAAAACCAAUUGAAUAUCAAUUUCUUAUAGUUCAACCUACUAUAUAAGAUUACACUUUCAUUCUUUCAAUGGAAAUGUCAUCACUGAUUCCAUUGUCAAUUUCAGGAAUCUUAAAACAAUUAUAUAAUAAUAAUAGUAAUGAUGAUAAUAGCUACCAUUUAUUGAAUGCCUGCUAUGUGCCAGCCCUCAUCCUGGGCACUUUACAUACAUUACCCCAAUCUUUGUAACAACUCUGAGUUGGGUGGCCUUAUCCAUUUAGUAGAUACCAGUUCAAAAAGGUUAAAUGAUUAGUCUGAAGGUACCUCUCUCAUACAGGUGUCAGGCUUCAACAUCUGCGUUGUAGCUACUCCUUUAUACAAAAUUCAGAACAUAGAGGAGGACCAACGUAAGUAAAUCUCAUCUCAAAUGCUAAACUUAAUUGAUUUGUGGAGGCUGCCUGGAGCGCUGUGUUGAGAUGGAAUCUGAGAAAAGACUGGAGUGACCAAUCAGUAAUGCUUGCUCAGAGAGGGGAUUAGCAGCAUAUGCCAUGCAUAUUUGUCACCUCUGACCUAAACUCUGCCCCUGGAAGUCUUAUUUCCUAAUUCAGGAGUCCACAGUUCUUUCAAGUAAUCCAACCCACUUAAUGAUCUCAUGGUGCAGUUGACCUAAGACUGCUGGAAAGCACCAUGUCUUGGUUGAAAGAAGAGGAGAGCAUUACAGGUCUCUGACUCAGCGGUUCUUCAUAUGACAUCUACCCUGUGGCCACAUGUUGCUUUUUGCUAAGUUACCUGUUUCUUUUUCCCAGGUGAACAGUGGGGUGGAGGUGGGGGGUUGAGGAUAAGAGGCCUGGGCUUCUGGGCUUUCAUCUUGCUGACCUCUCAGUCAUUGUUCUAAACUCUGGACAACCAAUCCUUGCAUCCAAACAUGCUCUCAGAGACCUGAGUACCAAGUGUUCCUUCCAUGAGGAGCUAGUCCCAAUGGACUGUCCAAUAGCCUUACACAGUAUAGAUCUGAGGUUCUGGAACAAAGCUAGGGAACACAGGUGAUCUAUACUGAACAUAUCCGUCAAGUAUCCUAAGAUUAUUUAUUUUAACUUAUUUAAUUUAUAACUAAUGUCUAACAUGGCAGCUGGAGAUUUAUGUAGGAUGGAACUAACUUAUUUAUUUUUAAUUUAAAUAUUCCAUGGUGAAGUGUUUUGCCUUGUAUUUUUUGCUUGGUCAAUUCCAAUAAAGAUAAAGAAUGCUC